AUGGCAGCGAAUACUACUAACAUGACAACUGAUGAUAAGCCGGUCGAGCUUGAUCCUCGAUCAUACCAGAUUGAAAUAAUGGAACAAGCAAAAUUAAAGAAUCUUAUUGUUUGUCUUCCCACUGGUAGUGGUAAAACCUAUAUUGCGAUCAUGCUCAUCAAAGAAUUGACUUCGAAAGAAUCUCGUCGAUCUGUCAAAGAGGGAGGAAAACGAACAAUCAUUCUGGUGAAAACGGUCGAACUUGCUCGACAACAUUGUGCCACAAUAGAAAAACAGUUUAGCUCGAAAGUAGCUUGUUAUGCUGGUCCUUCUACGCACAACUUACAAGACCGAACUAAAUGGGAAAACGAUUUUGAAGAGAACCAAAUCUUAAUUUUCACAGCAAAGAAGUUUGUUGAUAUACUUGAACACAAUAUUUACUCAUUAAGUCAAGUAAAUCUGUUAAUUUUUGAUGAGUGUCAUCAUGCCAAUGGUAAUGAUCCUUAUGCUAGUAUAAUGCGGCAGUAUGAUUCGUGUUCGAGUUGUCCACGUAUACUUGGCUUGACCGCAUCGAUUAGCGGUCAGAAAAUUCAACCGAAAAAUCUACCAAGAGCAGCUGCUGAAUUGGAAAGAAUUUACCAUGCACAAAUCGAGACUGGAUCCGACCGCGAUGAAAUCAUUCGAAAUAGUACAUCAGUGAAAGACGAAUAUUGCCGGUGUGAUAAUUAUAGGACAAAAGUCGUUGACAAGCAACCGAAUGUGAAAUCUUUAUUUAAAGAGAUUGAAUCACUCUAUGAUGAACUGGACAAAUAUUUCCAUACGAGGAGAAACCCUCCCAAAUCGCAAAAUGAUUCGUUCAAAGAUGCAAAUCUGUCGAAUUCUAUUCUGUUUCAAUGUCGAACAUUGGAGCAGUUGAAAUCCCAUCUAGAUAAUAUUCGACAUAUCGGGUAUGAUCUUGGUCUUAAAGGCCUUUUCCUUGCAAUACAAGCAUUAGCAAAUCUUCUCGGAUCGAAGUUCAUGUGUAUACCAAUCAUUGAUGAAGCAGGAAAAGUUAUAUACAAAAAAAUCUAUGAAAAACUUGAUACUUUAAUUCGAACGGAUAUCGAAAGCUUUCCCAAUUACAAUAAAGUUUGUUACAGUGAAAAAGUUUUGGAAACAUACAAUUACAUAAAAAAUAACAAAGAUGGUCAAUGCAUUGUCUUCGUUGAACGAAUCUAUACAGCUAUUUUUUUAUCUCAAAUCUUGAAAGAACUCUACAAAGAUGAACCUGACAAAAUCAAACAUCUGACUGGUUCGCAAUCUUCUAUUGACAAAGACAAAUCUUUAACUAAAUACCAAUGUCAAGUGAUAACAGACUUUCGAAAGAAAGCCAUCACUGUUUUGGUAUCAACCGCUGUUAUCGAAGAGGGUUUGGAUGUUCCUGAGUGUAAUCUUAUCAUUCGAUUUAAUAAACCACCGAAUUUUUCAUCCUAUCUGCAAUCAAAAGGUCGGGCAAGAGCACAAACAGGAAACGCAUUAUUUAUCAUUAUGAGAGACGAAGGUGAUUACGAAACUUUUGCAAAAAACAGUGAAGAAUUCGAAAAUUAUACACAUAUGGAAAAAAUGCUGAAACAAAAUUUUCAAAGCGAACCUACCAUUGAUCGAUGGUCAUCUGAUGAUCAACUACCAUCAUAUAAAACGGAUAAAGUGAAAAUUUGUGCAAUGCGUGCUGUAGAAAUCAUCUAUUUAUAUUGCGCUACACUCGCUUCUGAUUCACCUCUAUCGCCUCAUUUCUGUUGUACUGCCACGGAAAAUAAGAAAUUUCGAUGUACCUUAUCAAUGCCAAAAAGUUGCUCGAUAACUGAGCCUGUUACUUGCGAACAAAAAACUAAGAAAGUCGCUAAACAAGAAUGUUGUUUGAAAAUGGUGGAGACACUUCAUAAAAACGGGAAACUUGACGACUAUUGUAUGCCUAUCCUUCGAAAGCGGUCCGCUGCAGUUAAACUAGGUGCCGAUGGUUCGAACCCACCCAAACCUGUCAUCAUAGAUAAACAGACUUCACAUUUAUUCCAUACAUACAAUGGCGUAUCAAAUCCUUGGUAUUUGUAUAGAAUCAAUAUUUCAAACAACAAUACUCUUGGUUUCGUUGUUCCUUGUAAACUAAAACAUUUAUCAUCAUUUGUACUUUACGGUCGUGAUAGUGAAUAUAUCGUAGAUAGUUUCGAUUUAAAAACCGUCGAUAUUCAUCUAUGUAGAAGUCAUUUGGAAAUGUUUUGUCAGUAUAUUUUCGAAGAAGUUUUUAAUAAGAUGAACAUACAAUCGGAAUCUGUAUUUAAAUUUGAUAUCGAAUCAUCUAAUUUCAAGCUUCUGCCAUGUCUACUAACCGAAUCGGACGAUAUUGAUUAUGACCGAAUGGCAUCGAUUUGUCAGAGAAAAGACAAACCCGUUCUAAAUCCAUCUGAACUCAAUGAACAGGAACUCUAUUACAUUUCAUAUAUAUCCGAAAGGCAAUAUUUUCAAUAUAUUUCGGAUCGAUCUCUGUUGAAACAACCAACUGAUCCUCGAAAAUUUAAAAAAUCAGAAGAAAAGGAGGAAAGUUAUGCGGAAUACUUCGAGAAGAAGGUAUUCGGUUUGAAAAUCAAUCGAAAUUUUCCUCUGGCUGCAAUGAUGGACUUUCGAAAGCCGAGAAUUAACUAUCUCAACAAAUUCGACGAAAAAAGAAUCAAAGAAUCACUCAAUGGACCUUCCCAUUUCGCCAUCGAAGUUCUGCGCUAUGCUCCAUUAAAUCGGGAAGAUUAUGACUUAAUCUAUAAACUACCAAGUGUUCUUGUUCGCUUAUCACAAUUACAGCACAUCGAGCAGCUUCGAUGCCUAUUGACUUUCUCUUCAUCAAGAAUACAAACUAUAUCCUAUGAUGCAUUGCCGAUAGAGUUUACUGAUUAUCUUGAGAAAGUAUUUCCACCGAAACGACCAACUGCUUUACCACUUACUUGUCUUCGGUAUGAUUCUCUCUUGAGAGAAAACUGUACAAAACAACCGUCACCCGAGCUGUUAUUUCAAGCAGUCACGCGCCGUUCAGCAGACGAAAAAACGGACAUGGAAAAUCUCGAAAUUUUAGGAGAUUGUUUUCUCAAACUGGCCGUGUCUUUAUCUCGUUUUCAUCGUGACCCAUCAGGCGAUGCUGGUGAUCUAACCGUGAAAAAGGAUUGGCUGGUAUCAAAUCAAAAUCUCUAUGAAUUAGCUAUGAAAAAAGGUUUGCAGCACUAUUUAAAUGCUGACAAACCGGUUUACAGUGGAAAGCAAGCCAAUUGGGUACCACCAGGAUACAAAGUCAACGAAGACGAUGCCGAAAGAUAUCUGCAAGCAAAAGUGAAACGAAAAGCGGUAGCUGAUAUGAUAGAAGCCAUGAUCGGUUGUUACUUGGUAUCGACAAACUAUGUGACGACCAUGAAAUUCAUGCAAUGGUUAGGCCUGGAUGUGCUUCCAUCGAGUGAUUCAGAUCAAAUGAACGAAAUACCGCCAAUUCUGCGUGUGAAGCCUACUGAUACAAUAUGUGACAUAAAAGAAGAAAUUGAUCGAUUCUUCUCUGAGAAGGAACUGGAUGAAAUUGAAAAAGAGAUCAACUACACGUUCAAAAAUAGAGCUUAUCUCAUUGCAGCAUUUACUCAUGCAUCGUACGUCCAUAACCGUUUGACACAAUGCUACGAUAGAUUGGAAUACUUAGGCGAUGCGGUACUAGACUUUUUAGUUAUCCGAUGUGUCUUUGUUGAACAUUACGCUGAAGUCACACCAAGCCGGGUAACGAAUCUUCGACAAGAUUUAUCUAAUAAUGGUCGACUGGCAUCGAUUGUUCACUCUCACAAUCUUCACAAAAAGAUCUCGUAUCUGUCUUCGCACCUCUUCAAUGCUAUAAAUGUGUUUGAUAGCGUUGUGAAAGAACGUGCAGAGAACCAUUCGACCGAGGAGGAGGAUGAUAAUCAAUGGGCAGAUUCCACAGCUCCCAAACCGCUUGCUGACGUGUUCGAAGCUAUGGUUGGAGCAAUCUUUCUUGAUUGUGGAUAUUCGCUAGAAAUCGUUUGGAGAGUUAUCGAACCUCUCCUCCGACACUUUAUCGAUCAAUCUAUUAAGCAUACAAAUCUGAAUCCAGUACGAGAAUUCUUUGAAAAACGUGGAAAACGUCUUCGGGAAGAACAUGAUGAUGAGGGGAACUUCGUUUUUGUUGGACAAAUACCCGACGGAACUGAGACCAAUGUGUUGUUUGCAAAUCUACGUGUGUCUACGGCUCCUUGGUAUCUUUACCGGAUCUAUAUUCGCUCGAAGACAAAAGAUAAUAGUGAACUAGGUUUUAUUGUUCCUUUGAAAUUAAUCGAAUUACCGAAAUUUAUCGAUGACCAAUCGAUGAUUAAAGUUAUAUUUCAAAAAGAGAUUCGUUAUUUAGAGAAUCGUCACCUAUUCGAGCGAUUCUGCCGACAUAUUUUCGAAAAUGUCUUUGAUUUUACCAUGUUCGAAUUCAAUAUCAACGCUUCAACUUUCAAAUUAUUACCCUGCUUAUUGACAGGUGCUAAUGAAGUGGACUUUGAUCGCAUGUCAACGAUUUGUGAGCGUUAUAAAAAGUCUCUGAAAUAUCCAUCCGAUUUGUGCGAUACUGAGUUAUAUAGUGUAUCAUGUUCUCCAAUUAAACUGCACUAUAUGUAUAAAAAAGAUCCAUGUUCAAAAAAACGAGCAACAGAUCACAGGAGUGGCACUGAAACUUAUGCUGAUUACUAUGAAAAACUUCUUCCUAAUGUUCGUAUUCAGCGAGAUUCUCUCUUAUGUUCAAUGAAAGUCAUUAACAAAAUGAAACUCUCAUUGAACGUACGACAAUACGAAAUUCUUUCUUCAGAUCAAACCAUUUAUUAUUAUCCAAUCGAAGUUUUAUCUUAUGCUCCAUUGAACAAACAAGAUUUCGAAUUGAUAUUGAUGUUGCCCAGUAUUCUUAAUCGAAUAGUGCAGCUGUACCAUCUUCAACGAUUGAGAAGUAUGUUAGCAGUCAAUCUCAGUUGUUAUCCAUUAAUGAAAGUAACGGAAGUGACUUUUAAGGAUUGUUUGACAGAAUAUCAUCAAAUGGUAAGAUAA
Adineta ricciae is the source of this 5073-nucleotide messenger RNA. The record is from the annotation of a GenBank genome assembly. Lineage: Eukaryota; Metazoa; Rotifera; Eurotatoria; Adinetida; Adinetidae.